CACAGAGAGAGAGAAACACACGCACUCUCAGCUCACCAUGCAGACAUUUCUAUGCUUUAUUAACCCGUUUUCACACAUUUAACGGCUGGUUUUGAUGCUGCAGUGGAGCCUCUGUCAACACGCAGAGCUGCAGUGGAUGGACUGCAGUACCAGACCUCAGCGCCUCUGAGCUGCUCCACAUCGACUGCAGAAUCACAGACGGAGCUCUGUCCUGCUGACAGCCUGAAUAAAGCUGCAGUGCAUGCAGUCUGUGUUAUGAUGCUCACGCUGCAGUGCCUGCUGUUUGCUGUAGUGGCAGGCAGCAGCAGUGUGGAACACAUCACACAUCCCAAACGCCUACUGCAGCAGAAACACACCACUGAGGAGAAACUACACAACAGACUGGACACCAGAGCGAGAGAGAGCGGACGAGAGACACCUGUGCAUUUAGCCCAGAGCAGUUUCCAAGUCGAGGCUUUUGGAAGAAUUUUCAUCCUAGAUCUUCAACUAAACCAUGGUCUUUUAUCUUCUGAAUAUGUGGAGCGUCACUUUAAUGACAAUGGAAAACCAUCUCAGACCACGGGUGGAGAACACUGUUAUUAUCACGGUUCUCUGAGGAAAACUCCAGGAUCCUGGGCAGCACUUGCAACCUGUCAAGGCCUUUAUGGUGUGUUCUCAGAUGGUGUGUUCUCCUACAGCAUUGAGCCACUCAUCAAUGACACUGAACAGUUCAGUGACGCUCACCUGGUGAAGAAGAUUCCAGAUAUUAAACUGACAAGUUCCUGUUCAGAUUGUUCGCUGAAUGAAGACGACUCUGUGGAGGAGCUGCUGUCCAAACCUGAACAUUCAGAGGGACUAAAACGCACCAAACGACGAGUGUCCAGGCCAAGAGUUCACACUGAAACAAAAUAUAUUGAGCUGAUGGUCAUCAAUGACUUCGAAAUGUUUGUACAGUUGCGGCGCUCGACCACUCAGGUGAGGAACUUUGCCAAAGCAGUGGUGAACAUGGCGGACGCGAUCUACAAGGAACAGCUCAACACCCGCAUUGUGCUGGUUGCCAUGGAGACCUGGUCAUCAAGGAAUCCGGUUUCUGUGGUUUCCAACCCCCUGACGACACUGCAGAACUUUAUGCAAUACCGCAGGGAGAACCUACAGGAGAACGCUGAUUCAGUCCAGCUUCUAUCGGGCAGUACGUUUCAGAGCAGCCGGAGUGGAUCUGCAUACACUGGAGGAGUGUGUUCCAUCACACGAGGAGGAGGAAUCAAUGAGUAUGGCAGUGUGGGCUCCGUGGCUAUUUCUCUUUGCCAGAGUUUGGGACAAAACAUUGGCAUGAAGUGGAACAACAUUCGCAAUGCUGCAGCAGAUUGUCGGUGUCCUGACUCCUGGCUGGGGUGUAUAAUGGAGGACACAGGGUAUUAUCUCCCGCGGAAGUUCUCUCGCUGUAGUGUGGAUGAAUAUCUGCAGUUCCUGCUCCAGGGUGGAGGAAGCUGCCUCUUUAAUAAGCCCAACAAGCUGCUGGACCCUCCUGAGUGUGGGAAUGGUUUUGUGGAGCCCGGAGAGGAGUGUGACUGUGGCUCGCAGGUGGAGUGUGCACGCAGUGGAGGAUCCUGCUGUAAGAAAUGCACUCUUACCCAUGAUGCAAUGUGCAGUAAUGGCCUAUGCUGUCGAGAAUGCAGGUACGAACAGAGAGGGGUGAUGUGCCGGGACGCUGUGAAUGACUGUGAUAUCCCAGAAACCUGCACUGGAGAUUCCAGCCAGUGUCCACACAAUGUUCACAAGUUGGACGGCUACAUGUGUGACAACAAUCAGGGUCGCUGUUAUAACGGUCGCUGUCGAACCCUCGACAAUCAGUGCAGAGCACUGUGGGGCUACAGUGCAGCAGAUCGGUUCUGCUAUGAGAAGUUAAACGCUGAAGGAACAGAGAAAGGAAACUGUGGUCGCGCUGCAGGAGGACAGAGCUGGAUCCAGUGCAAUAAACCAGACGUUCUGUGUGGGUUUCUUUUCUGUUCCAAUGUGACAGAAAAGCCGAAGUUUGGGGACCUGCAGGGGGAACUGACCAGCCUGACCAUCUUCCACCAGAACAAAUAUCUGGACUGCCGUGGGGGUCAUGCUGUGUUAGAAGAUGGAUCUGAUCUGGGUUAUGUGGAGGAUGGAACUCCGUGUGGUCCCAGUAUGAUGUGUCUGGAGCGCCGCUGCCUCCCGCUCAGCUCCUUCAACAUCAGCACCUGCCCCGGAUCCAGCUCAGGACCGACCUGCUCCAACCACGGGACGUGCAGUAAUGAGGUGAAGUGUAUCUGUGAGCCGGAUUAUACGGGGAAGGACUGCAGUGUGUUUGAUCCGAUUCCUGACCCGACUCCUCCACCUGGACCCGACAAGAAAGGUCCCAGUGGUACCAAUAUAAUCAUAGGCUCCAUUGCGGGGGCUAUUCUUCUGGCAGCUAUAGUCCUGGGGGGCACAGGCUGGGGAUUUAAAAAUAUCCGGAGAGGAAGGUCUGGUGGUGGAUAGACUUCCAGUCAGUAUGCAUGUGUGUGUGUGUGUGUGUGUGUGUGUGUCCCCACAUCAAAGCUCGAGUCUUCCACUCUCAUCUCCUGAACCCGCUCUUCACUCCUGGCUCUGUCGGUCAGUCAGAUCUCCACCAGCAGGAGGACGUCCAGCACUACAUUCCAGCCAAUCACAUGCAGCAGCUCGACCACAAACAGUCAGAAGAUGGUGCUGCUCAACAAUGACUGACCAGAUAGAGAGAGAGAGAGAGAGAGAGAGAGUGUGUGUGUGUGUGUGUGUGUGGAUCAACACUGUUUACUAAAACUGAA
This is a messenger RNA of Colossoma macropomum (tambaqui), 2789 nucleotides long. RefSeq names its product disintegrin and metalloproteinase domain-containing protein 11-like. NCBI's taxonomy places the organism in Eukaryota, Metazoa, Chordata, Actinopteri, Characiformes, Serrasalmidae. The record is from RefSeq and is a predicted model, not a curated record. Bases 256 to 2484 code for a protein of 742 amino acids. Gene Ontology annotation, biological process: proteolysis. Gene Ontology annotation, molecular function: metalloendopeptidase activity. The transcript is spliced from 27 exons.